AUGUCAUCUCGUCUUUUUAAAGGCCCGAAGAACGGCAUUUGCAAAGCUCAAUCAGCGAUUAGGAGCGAUAAGAAACUUUCCAAGCUCGCAGAACAGGGGUUUUUGGCACUGGACGAUACCAUUCCUUGGUCCAAGAAAGAUAGUUGUGCGCAGCAAGCUGUAUUUGUCGGUGAGACAGGCAAAUUUGCAAAUCACGAAGACGCCCCACACCAUCAUACGAGUACCACAGAUGAGCAAUAUCCCGAGCCCAAAAAGCAGACUUAA
Messenger RNA from Penicillium waksmanii, 264 nucleotides. RefSeq lists its product as uncharacterized. The transcript has a single exon. The coding region runs from base 1 to 264 and encodes 87 amino acids. NCBI's taxonomy places the organism in Eukaryota, Fungi, Ascomycota, Eurotiomycetes, Eurotiales, Aspergillaceae. The record is from RefSeq and is a predicted model, not a curated record.